AUGCUGAGUGAGGCCCUGUUGCACAACGACAACCCUCCCCUGCCACCACCUGCUGGGAAUCGAGACAUGGGUCGUUUAGUUUCGGGGCAUAGGCCGCCUGUUUUUGCUGGAGAGGAAGAUCCGGUGCUGCUUGAAGAGUGGAUCAGGUCCUUGGACAAGAUCUUCGCUGUUGUGGGUUUCCUAGAAGACCGCUGCGUGGAGUUGGCUUCUUUUUACUUUAGCCACGAGGCCGACCUCUGGUGGGUGCACGAAGGUCCAGCGUGCCAAGAAGAGCCUGGAUUCGAUUGGUCAGCUUUGAAGGACAAGUUGAGGGAGAUGUUCUACCCAUCUCACGUUAGAGUGGCAAUGUACGAGGAGUUCUUACAUCUUCAGCAGGGGUCGUCAUCUGUGGUGGAAUACCACAAGCGCUUCCUCGAGCUAGCCCGUUUUGCUCGGAUGUUGGUUCCCACCGAGCUGGCAAAGGUGGAGAAGUUUGUGGCAGGGCUCAACUACGAAGCCCGGAAAGCUUUGACGGUGAGCAUGCUUAAGCCUAGCUGA
Molecule: messenger RNA, 537 nt
Organism: Ipomoea nil (Japanese morning glory)
Lineage: Eukaryota; Viridiplantae; Streptophyta; Magnoliopsida; Solanales; Convolvulaceae
Exons: 1
Coding region: 1-537 (178 amino acids)
Source: RefSeq, a predicted model, not a curated record